Molecule: messenger RNA, 1194 nt
Organism: Prionailurus viverrinus (fishing cat)
Lineage: Eukaryota; Metazoa; Chordata; Mammalia; Carnivora; Felidae
Gene: SCIMP
Product: SLP adaptor and CSK interacting membrane protein
Exons: 5
Coding region: 113-547 (144 amino acids)
Cellular component (GO): immunological synapse; tetraspanin-enriched microdomain; membrane
Source: RefSeq, a predicted model, not a curated record
UGGGGCUCACUGCUCCGGGGUGGGCGGGAAGCCUGUGGGCGAGGAAGGCCUCUCCCUAGCUGUGCCUGAGCCACCACACUCGGGCCCCUGCUGUCCCCUCAGCCGCUCACAGAUGGACACGCUCGCCACCCAGGGUCCCAUCGCGAUGGAUUGGUUGAGGGACAAUUUCUGGGUCAUCCUAGCUGUGGCCAUCUUCACUGUGUCCGUGAGCCUGGCCCUCAUCCUGUACUGUGCCUGUAGACAGCUGUUUAGACAAGGCAAGAGGUGGGACGUUGCCAAGCCCUUGGGAAGAGGGCAAAGUGACGAAGAGAAAACGUAUGAGAAUGUUCUUAAUGAAUCACCAGUUCAGUUACCCCCUCUGCCGCCCAGGGGUUUGCUCUUCCCAGAACACACCCUCCCACAGGACACCCCGAGCCAGCCGCCGGCCACAUACUCGCUGGUCAAUAAGGUCAGAAAUAAGACCCUCUCCAUCCCGAGCUACAUCGAGCCUCUAGAUGAUUAUGAUGAUGUCGAAAUCCCCGCGAAAAUGGAGAAGCGUCACUUCUGAAACACCUGUUUCUCCUUUCCGGCGAGCUGAGGAGGGUUCACGCGGAGGAUUGUACGCCAAUCGAGAACGAAAGCCCCUCGGUAACGGGAUCCUCAGAGCCGGCGGUAAUGUGGCGCAGCUGUGUAAAAUAAACAUUUCCUGAGGCUUCGACGGAGAGGCAUCAGCGGCCACAUGACCUCCCAGAAGAAAGGGGCCGCAGCUCUGCCCUGGAGACCCGGAGCGGUCAGGCCUCCAGCUACUGUUGAGGGGUGCCCUGGGGUUCCGUGGCUCCCACUCGUGACAAACCACCCUGUUCUUGACACCCCCCCCACCCGCCUCCCCUUCUCUUGUUCGGUUCUAAGCGAUCCCAGCUCUUGGUGUUGGACUCUGCAGAACACCCAGGCUCUCAUCCCCGGCUGGGCCCCACGGGCCCACCCAGCUGCCACACCCAGGGCCGUGGGUGGGAGAUCCGACCGAGUGCUCCGGCUGAGUGCUCCCGUGUGCAGGUUACUACAUCACACCCGGCAGGCUCUUCAAGGGUGAGUGGUGCUUUCUGUUCUUGAGAACUGUCCCCACCUACACACACCCCACACCCCAGCGCCCCCCCCCCCCCCCCCCCCCGUGAUGUGGGCCGGGCGGACCGCGGAGGUUCAGAUGCUCACCCAGAU